Messenger RNA from Cokeromyces recurvatus, 468 nucleotides. Its product is annotated as E3 ubiquitin ligase complex SCF subunit sconC. Gene Ontology annotation, biological process: mitotic cell cycle; SCF-dependent proteasomal ubiquitin-dependent protein catabolic process. The record is from RefSeq and is a predicted model, not a curated record. Lineage: Eukaryota; Fungi; Mucoromycota; Mucoromycetes; Mucorales; Mucoraceae. The transcript is spliced from 5 exons. Gene Ontology annotation, molecular function: cullin family protein binding. Gene Ontology annotation, cellular component: nucleus; cytoplasm. The coding region runs from base 1 to 468 and encodes 155 amino acids.
AUGAGCGUGCAUCUUUUAAGUUCUGAUAAUGAAGAGUUCAAGGUUGACAAAGAUGUUGCCGAACGUUCUGUUUUGAUCAAAAAUAUGUUGGAAGAUAUUGGAGAUUCUGAUGCCCCAAUUCCUCUCCCCAAUGUUACAUCUAAAGUUCUAGGCAAGGUAAUUGAAUGGUGUACUCAUCACCGUGAUGAUCCUGUUACCCAAGAUGAUCAAGAAAGACGCAAUACUGAUAUUGAUGAAUGGGAUCAAAAGUACAUGGAAGUUGAUCAAGAGACUUUGUUCGACAUCAUCCUUGCUGCUAAUUAUCUUGAUAUCAAGCCCCUUCUUGAUGUUGGAUGUAAGACUGUUGCUAAUAUGAUUAAGGGUAAGACUGCUGAAGAAAUUAGAAGAACUUUUAAUAUCACAAAUGAUUUCACUCCCGAAGAAGAAGCACAAAUUAAAAAGGAAAAUGAAUGGGCCGAGGAUCGUUAA